AUGGCACCGUCGGCUAUUGAGACCCCGGUCCUCGUCCCAGAAGGGAUCAAUGGAAUCAAGAAGAGCAAGAGCGGACUCAUCCGCGAGCCGACCAAGUAUCAAGGAAAUCUUGACGGAUACAGCUACAUCGAAGUCACUCCACAGAUUGGUCGUGAGUAUACCAACAUUAACCUGAAGGAACUGCUACGAGCACCAAACUCUGACGACCUCAUUCGUGACCUUGCUGUUACUGUUUCUGAGCGUGGCGUAUGCUUCUUCCGUAAUCAGGACAAUGCCGACAACGAGACCCAGAAAGAACUCGUUCAGCGUAUGGGAGAACUCGUCAACAAGCCCAAAGAAUCUAAGCUAUACAUCCAUCCGAGCAUCAAUUAUGACAAAAAAUAUCACAACCGUAUGGACGAGGAAAUCAGUACCAUUAGCUCCGAGGAGACUGCGCAUUUGUUUAAGCACCGCUAUGAUGCCCUCAAGAAGGACAGACUAUUGCAGAAGAAGGCUAAAACUGCAUACUGGCACAGCGAUAUUGCCUUCGAGAAGGUGCCAGCUGACUACUCAUGCCUACGUUUGGAAAAACUUGGUCCUACUGGCGGUGACACUCUGUGGGCUAAUGCUUACGAACUAUACGACCGUUUCUCCGAGCCAUGGCAAAAGUUUCUCGAGGGUCUCACAUGUCACUUCGGCAACCCCGGAUUUGAACCAAUGAUGAAGGUAUGGAAUUUCGACAUGUACACCGACCCUCGUGGACACCCUCUUAACGCUGGUUCAACGCUCGGUGCUACGCAUCCCGCUGUUCGCACCAACCCAGUAACAGGUUGGAAGGCGCUAUAUGGUAUCGGCCACGCUGAGCAGCGUCCUCGUUUCAAUGAAUUAACGAAGCUGGAAAGCGAUCGCAUGAACGAGUUUCUCGAAGUCUACCUUCUCGAGAACCAUGAUGCGCAAGUAAGGUUCCGAUGGAAUGGGCCGAACGAUGUCGCUCUCUGGGACAACCGAAGUACAUUCCACACCGCAACAAUGGACACUGCUGGACAGGGUCCCCGCUUCGGCCAACGUGCUGUAGGCAUCGGUGAGCCACCAUACCUGGACCCUGCCAGCCAGAGUCGGAGAGAUGCUUUGGGUUUGUGGCUCAAGGACGAGUAG
Pseudovirgaria hyperparasitica is the source of this 1134-nucleotide messenger RNA. Its product is annotated as TfdA family taurine dioxygenase. Gene Ontology annotation, cellular component: cytoplasm. The record is from RefSeq and is a predicted model, not a curated record. Lineage: Eukaryota; Fungi; Ascomycota; Dothideomycetes; Acrospermales; Acrospermaceae. Bases 1 to 1134 code for a protein of 377 amino acids. Gene Ontology annotation, molecular function: 2-oxoglutarate-dependent dioxygenase activity. The transcript is spliced from 3 exons.